AGACAAUUUAUCUUUUUGAAGACUAGGCAGCAUGGUCUCCGACCUUAGCCUGUUCCAAACGGAACAAACGUACUAAAAAAAAAAAAAAAAAUUGAAACAGAAAUAUACUGAUUUAAUCAUAGAUAGGCUGUCAAAUUUUAUUUACCUUAUGUAUUUUGUCUACCUGCCUAACAUAACCCCAUUUGUGUUGUUUUAGUGUUUGCUUUCUUUCUUCAUAAAUAAUUGUGACUUACAAUGGCAUUAAAUCUUGAUAGAAGUCUUCAGUUAAAUUCAACACAGAAUACGCCAUUAAGAAAUAAACGAACAAGACAAUUACUACAGAGAGAAGACACGCUAAAUCUAUCACCGAUACUCAACGAAACCUCACUAUUCAAGAAUUUAAACGAUACAACUUUGAAACAAGUUUUAGAUGAAUCUUCAGUGUUAGUUAAUACCGGAAAUGCCGGUGAUGGAUUGAAUGAGGCAUUUUUUGAAAUAAUACAAACAAGUCGACCGAGCGAUGUAUUGGACACUUUGGCAAGAUUAGGACAAGUGUGUUGCGAUUCUCUUGAACUAGUGGAGCCUUGGAACAGGUACAAUGUUCAUAAUUAUUGGUUGGCUGAAGAAGCAAAUACGUGGAAACUGCUUCAUUGUCUAUAUGCAGAUUCGAUUAUGGAACAUCCGGACAGUAUUGAGAGCCUAAUAACAGAACCAACAUUAUCUCAACAAACCCUUGUAGAUGCUUUAUUCCAAAGCGAUGCAGAGUUACGUUUGUUACAAUUACUUGUAGAUUGGUUAGAAGCAACAGCUGCUUAUCAAGAAGAGGCCACUAUCACAUCUGCACCUGUCAUUGGAAAUAAUGUGCACUGGAGUAAUACACUCCACCAGUUAUUGAUUGGGUCAACUUUAUUUAAUAAAGAGAGAAACAAAGCAAUGGUAACAUCUAUGGAUCCAGAUGCUCCUAGACGACAAAAAAAAUCUAUACACUCUGAUGACCAGAAAGAUGAUAAUGAUUUAUGUAAAAGGAUCUUCACAGAAGUGAGAUGUGGCAAAUUCAAAGAAGCCGUCUCCCUAUGUAUAAAUGCAGGUCAAGCCUGGCGUGGAGCAGUAUUACAAGGCUGGAUAUUGCUGCAUUAUUUGCCAAGAGAUGACCCUAAUGCUCCCUUAGAAAUUUCUGGUAAUCCUUCUAGAGAUUUAUGGAAAUGGUGUGCAUUAAAUAUAGCUAAUAAUGCUUCAGAGAACAUACACUACAGAGCUACAUUGGGAAUAUUGUGUGGUCAUCUCACCAGCACAAUACCAGCUUGUCAGGGCAAUUGGGAAGAUUUACUGUGGGCUCAUUUAAGAGUACAAAUUGAAAUGAGGGUUGACAGAUUUUUACAUGAACAUCACCUCACUGUAGAUGCCAAUACGACUACAUCUGAUGUCAUGGAUUUGUUACAAUCUGAGCUUCAAACUGAAAUAUUAUCCUUGCAGCAAAUUUUCAAUGCUGUUAAAUCCUUAAUGGAUGGCAAAAAGGAAUCACACUAUCAAACCUGUCAACGUUAUUUAAUGCUUGGCCAGAUAAGAGCAAUUAUGCAAGAUUCUUUGGUAUGGCUCGAGAGUGCUGAAGAAAGGUUUAUUAGAUUUUUGGCACAUUUAAUUUUAAUAUUAAGACAAAUGGGUAAAGAUCCCCAACAUGAUAUAGGGGAUAAAAUUUUGGAGAAGUAUGUAACUCAACUUAUUGAUAAGUUGGUUGAUGGGUCAAUUGAAUGUCCAGAACUUAUUGCUUAUUACACAUCCACUGUGCCAGUCGCUAGACAAAUUCUUUUAUAUGCAGAAUUGAUGGACCACAUUCAAAAAAGUGAAUAUAGGGAAGGAGUUGUCAGUGCUGGUUUAAAUGCAGGAAUUGAUGUUGCAGCAUCAUCAAGGGUUGCCAUAAAGAGAGCUAUAACAGAUAUACAACAGGGCUAUGGCAACUUGGACUUAACCUUUACACAAACCACAGCAGUUGAAAAGGACAAAACCUUGAUAACUAAAGUGAUAUCAUCUCUUGAAUGGUUAUCGCUUAUUGAAAACCAGCUACAAGAAGCUCUUUGGCUUAGCAAUGCCAUGAUACGUACAUUUAUAUUCAUAGGAAAUACAGAUGCUGCUUUAGCUUGCAUUGUAAGUAUCAAUGAAAUGUUUCCUGGCUUCAUAAACAAAAUUGUUCCAACUUCUGCUGAAUUGAGAGAACAUCUUUGCUUAAAGGCAUAUUUAGAAGCACUUGAAAGUUUUGCGACUUGGUACAGACAUUUCAUAAGUGGUCAACCCAAAGAUGUGGAACCCUUACCUUCAGAUGCAUCAUUUUCUGAUAAAGUGCAUUAUGAACAAAGAUGUGCCCAAGUUGAACAGCAGAAGGCCCGUUGGUCCAAUGCAAUAUUGCAUCAAUCCAGGCAUACAAAGAAUCUUCUUUACAAUGUAUUACUAUUCCCUGGAGGAUGGCUACAGGAUGAGAAUGAUUGUGACAUAUCGCAGAACUUUACCGAAGAAGAAAAACAGGAGAGGAUCAAACAAUUGGAAACUCUAAGGCGUCUUUGUAUUCCAGAAGUUGUAAUUCUAAUUUUAAAGAUAUUACAGAGCAAUGAAGACAUUGAUAAUCACAAGGAAGCAUUAAAAUUAAGUAAUCUGAUUGCUGCAGAGAACAGAUGUCUGUAUAAAGUAUUCACCAAGUCCAAAUUAAUAGAGGUUUUGGACAGAAUCAAAGAAUCAUCACUAUUGUUAUUGGAGAAAGGAUUGGACAUGUUUGGUUAUGAGGUUAAUGAUGAAUAAAAUGUCUAAAUGAUUUUUGAAUAAAUUUUGUAUUUACAUUGUA
Messenger RNA from Galleria mellonella (greater wax moth), 2809 nucleotides. It is a transcript of the gene Nup107, whose product is annotated as nuclear pore complex protein Nup107. The transcript has a single exon. The record is from RefSeq and is a predicted model, not a curated record. The coding region runs from base 235 to 2766 and encodes 843 amino acids. Gene Ontology annotation, biological process: mRNA export from nucleus; post-transcriptional tethering of RNA polymerase II gene DNA at nuclear periphery; protein import into nucleus. Gene Ontology annotation, cellular component: nuclear pore; nuclear pore outer ring. Gene Ontology annotation, molecular function: structural constituent of nuclear pore. NCBI's taxonomy places the organism in Eukaryota, Metazoa, Arthropoda, Insecta, Lepidoptera, Pyralidae.